AUAUAUUCUCUCACACGGCGCAACCUUACGCUUCUUAAAUGCUCUGUCACACUGGUCUUUCUAUCAAUAUUGAAUCCAGCCAGUAGCGGACCAGAAACGGGAAAGAUGAGUCGCGGGGCGGCAGCUGGAGGAGCAAAGGGUGGGAAGAAGAGGGGAGCGACCUUCACUAUUGACUGCGCAAAGCCAGUGGAGGAUAAGAUCAUGGACAUUGCCUCUCUGGAGAAAUUUCUCCAAGAAAGGAUUAAGGUUGGCGGCAAGGCCGGUGCUCUUGGCGACACCGUUUCCGUCUCUCGUGAGAAGACCAAGAUUACCGUUACCUCUGACAGUAACUUCUCUAAAAGGUAUCUUAAGUACUUGACCAAGAAAUACUUGAAGAAACACAAUGUGCGAGAUUGGCUUCGUGUGAUUGCUUCCAACAAAGAUAGGAAUGUUUAUGAACUCCGUUACUUCAACAUUGCUGAGAAUGAGGGAGAGGAGGAGGAUUGAAGAUCUGGUUCAGUUUAUCUUCAAAUUAUAUAUGCUUUUAGAGUCUUGUUUUUCUUUUGAGCUGUUAGAUCUGUAAUACUUGUUGGGGGUGUUUUGUGAUCCUUCUGAGUUUGUUGAAAUUUUGGCUAUUUAUCAACUAGAUAUCUACUUUUUUUUAAAAAAAAUGUAUUAGAUGCUUUUAAUACAAUGCUGAUUUCUUGCUCCA
Molecule: messenger RNA, 691 nt
Organism: Ricinus communis (castor bean)
Lineage: Eukaryota; Viridiplantae; Streptophyta; Magnoliopsida; Malpighiales; Euphorbiaceae
Product: 60S ribosomal protein L22-3
Exons: 2
Coding region: 106-486 (126 amino acids)
Biological process (GO): cytoplasmic translation
Cellular component (GO): ribosome
Molecular function (GO): structural constituent of ribosome; RNA binding
Source: RefSeq, a predicted model, not a curated record